This is a messenger RNA of Thamnophis sirtalis, 1383 nucleotides long. The record is from RefSeq and is a predicted model, not a curated record. Lineage: Eukaryota; Metazoa; Chordata; Lepidosauria; Squamata; Natricidae.
AUGGCCGAGAAGAGGAAGUGUCGCCAAUAUUCGACGGAACACCUAAAAUUGAGAUUCAUUCCAUCUCCUUCCAACGUACAGCUUCCGUUUUGUUUUCUUUGUGAGAAAACAUUUUCAAAUGAAGCGAUGAAGCCUUCCCGGCUGAAAGACUAUUUGGUAAGAAUUCAUUCAGAUAAAGCCGACAAACCAGUAUCGUUUUUCCAAUCCUUAAAGGCCAAGUUUGAGGGUUGCAGUACUGUUGAGAAGUUAUUUGGAAAAUCGUCACUCAAUGCCGACAAGGGGCUCAUUUGUUCCUAUGAAGUAUCUUUGUUGAUAGCAAAAUGUGGCAAACCUCACACUAUCGGAGAAACACUGAUUUUACCAGCAGUGAAACAGAUUGUUGCCACCAUGCUGGGGCUCAGCGCAAGCACUUUUACACAAUCGAUUCCUUUGAGCAAUGACACCGUAUCAAAAAGAAUUGAUGAAAUGGCUGCUGAAGUGGAAGAAAUGCUUAUUGACACCUUGAAAAGUACAAAAUUCGUGAUGCAGAUUGAUGAGUCAACAAUUAGUGAAAAUGAAGCCUUGUUAUUGGCUUAUGUCCGUUUCAUCAACAGAAAUGAGGAGAUUGGGGAAGAACUGUUAUUUGCUCAAACUUUAGCCACCGACACAAAAGGUUCUUCGAUAUUUAAAAAGGUUGAAGAGUUUUUUAAUGAGAAAAACAUCCCUUUGACAAAUGUUAUGGCAUGUGCAACUGACGGAGCUGCAUCCAUGGUUGGACGAUAUCGCGGAUUUCAAGCUCAUCUAAAAUCAGUUCUUUAUGAAGAAAAUGACAAGGAGUUUGAACGUCUCCUUUUGCACACCGAAGUAAGGUGGCUUUCAAAAGAAAAGUGUUUGCGGCGAUUCCACAAACUUUUUGACACAGUUGUCGAAUUUCUUGAAUCCAUUAAUCCAAGUCUAAGCAGUUCUCUUAAACUUCAACAUCUGGCUGUAGCUUAUCUAGCUGAUGUUUUUGACAAGCUGAAUGAAGUAAACGUAAAGCUUCAAGGAAAUAAAAUCAAUUUUAUUAAGGCCAAAGGAGUAAUCUGCUCAUUUAUUUCCAAAUUGGACAUCCUUGCAAGCAAUAUGAGUCGCCAGAAGCUGUAUCAGUUCCCAAGCCUUGGUAAUGAACGUCAACUCCAAGCAGAAGAUUUGAACAUUUUUUUCUGCCACUUGAAGCAAUUAAAAGAAGAUAUGGAAACCAGAUUCUAUGAUCUGAGAAAUCUGGAAGUGCCCACUUGGGUGCUAAAUCCUGUCACAGCAGACUUUGUACAACUUCAUCCCAAACUGCAAGAGCCACUGACAGAUCUGAAAUACGACUAUGAAUCCCAAUCACAUUUUCAGAGUUAUGGCUGCGAAGCUUUUUGA